Messenger RNA from Ruditapes philippinarum (Manila clam), 968 nucleotides. Its product is annotated as post-GPI attachment to proteins factor 2-like. The record is from RefSeq and is a predicted model, not a curated record. Gene Ontology annotation, cellular component: Golgi membrane; endoplasmic reticulum membrane. Bases 125 to 943 code for a protein of 272 amino acids. Gene Ontology annotation, biological process: GPI anchor biosynthetic process. The transcript is spliced from 5 exons. NCBI's taxonomy places the organism in Eukaryota, Metazoa, Mollusca, Bivalvia, Venerida, Veneridae.
AUCCAAUCUAAUUUGCGGUUACAUUCGGCACUUUUCCUGUUAGAAGGGAACGUGAAACGCUUCUUAUUUUGAGGUAAUAUUACUGAAUUGAACGCUAAGAUCUGGUUAAAAGUAUUUAAACGAGAUGGGACAGAAAGAAAAGACGAUUUCGGAUGACCUUCUUCUGGUUCCAUUUGCAACAUACUCGAUUGUAACAGUUGGCCUGCCAGGUCUGUCACUAGCCUACUGUUUCUGGUCAGCAUUUCUGUUUUCAAAUCCUAGUGAAAUCAACGAUACCGACUGCAAUGUCACAAACAAUAUACCAUCAGUGAGUGCUGUGACUGGAGUUAAACCUCAAGCUUAUGUGUGGAGAAUAUGUAUAGGACUACAUUCAACACCAAGAUUUUUUGUUGGAAUCAUGUAUUAUAAUUACUACAAGAAAAGCCUACCAUUUAUAAAAAAGAAUCUUCAAGGAUUAUAUAAGUUUUUAAUGAGACUAUGCUUUUGGCUUUACACUAUAGAAUGCUCAUGUUUGUUGGCUGUCAGCUGUAUAUCAAAUAAAGAAAACUAUCCUCUUCAUGAAAAAAUAUUUGUUGUGUUUAUGAUAACAUCUAUUGCACAUAUGGUAUUUGGAACAACAUUGUACAGAUGGUCCAGGCAUAAACCUAUGACAGAUAGAGAAAAGAAAUCAUUUUUCUGGAAGAAAGUAAUGUUAGCAUGGAUAAGCCUGUCAACUGUUGGCCUUCUCUAUUAUUUUGUUCAGCAUAGAGUGUACUGUAUACCAGGCGCUUUCAGUAUAUUCUCAGUGUUUGAGUAUAUGAUAGCAUAUGCAAACAUGGGAUAUCAUGUGACUGGCUACCUCGAGUUCUGUGACAAAACCCUCAUAGCAGCUGACAUUCAACCUGAAACCGUGAAAAAUGGCAACAGAUACCCUAUACGCAAUGGAAGAAGUAAACAUGACUAAACUAUACAAUAUUUAAUGUGAUUUA